GGGAGCAAUUUUAACGUGUCUCUCAUGCCUUACGUAGUUACCAUGAGUCUCUCUCUCUUUGUUUCUCUCACAACCUUCAUUCAUAAAUAAAAAACCCAAUCAAUCAAUCGACCUGUUUUCACCAUUCCAUCAUCGCCACCGACCCUAACCGAACAAACCUCCGAUCCCCAGCCAUGGCGAAGAAGCGAAAAUCCACAGCCACAAGUCUCGACGAAGUCGAUCGAACCAUGUAUGCUUCCUUUUCCACCGCUGCUAAUUCUCUUUCCCAAUUAUACACUCACGCCAUGAAUCACCAGAAACUCUCCUUCCAUGCUGGACAACGCAACGCUCUCGAAAAACUUUAUCAGUGGAUUUGGAGACAAGAAGAAGGAGGGUCUAGGGUUGGAACAGUUGAUGUACUUAACUACAUUCAGAAUGAGUUGGAUUAUAAUGAAGAGCCAUCAAUGUCACCUAGAGCUCCUCCGCAACAGCAGCAGCCACAACCAAUGAUGCCUGUCACCAGUUCAGGCUUUCCAGUCACUUCAGGAUCUUCUGGCCAAACAGUACCUGGGCAAGGACUCCGCUCCGAAUACAGUGAAAAUCAACCAAAGAACAUUGUAUUUUCAAAUGCAUUAUCGAGCCCUGUCCGUCGAAGUCUUCAGCUUUAUCAAAUUGGCGAGGAAGGUGGAUUCUCCGUUGGAAACGGAAAUCCCAGCUUUCUUCACAAUCAAGGCAGGGAUUCAAAUUCCAAUAAUGAUUCUGCAAUGGAUAUGCAUGCAGACUAGUCCUGUUCCUGCCUAUUAGUUUGACAACUGGAAAUUCUUAGCUGAUCAGGCUUCUGCAAAAGUUGCAAAAAAGCCAACAGCCAUUACAAUUCCUUCUCUGGAUCAUGCAAGAAAUUACAAGAGGGUGGAGCCAAUUCUUGUUACAUUUUUGGUGUAUGCUUAUGUCAACCGAGCGAUUGGUGUGGAGUCUAAUGUGUUCUCUGUAAAGUUUUUCAAAGCAUUUUAUUUUGAACCUUAACAGUGCAGGGGUUGCUUCUCCAAGAAGUUUCCCAUGUAAAUCUGUAUUUUCCGCAGAUUUUAUUAAUAUGGCAAUUUACGGUUGUUGUUUAUGCCUGUUUUGUUCUUCAAGGGGUCAUUUGCGGAAAGAUUAAUGUCUUUUAUUUCGCCUCAACUUUUUAUGUUAAAUAUAUUUUUCACGUUA
Messenger RNA from Cicer arietinum (chickpea), 1185 nucleotides. RefSeq lists its product as uncharacterized. The record is from RefSeq and is a predicted model, not a curated record. Lineage: Eukaryota; Viridiplantae; Streptophyta; Magnoliopsida; Fabales; Fabaceae.